AUGGCCAGAGAAAAAAAGGCGAGGAAAUCGAACGGAGUGGUGCCGGAGAAGCUGGCGACUCCCGAAAAAGUGGUGGAAGUUGAAAUUCCAGAAUCCAACGGGAAGAAGCACGUGAAUGGUGUUGUUCGUAAUGGAAAACGGCUCAGCGAGUCGGAAAAGCCGCUGGGCGAUCGUGAAAGAGAGCCAACGACCCCAACAAGCGACUCGAAAAAGCCAAAAUCCGGACCUGCCGGUGGAUCUCAAUGCGUUCUGCUCACUCAGGGAAUCAUGGCGAAUGACAGUACCAAAAUCGACGCGGUCAUCAGAAUUUUGAACUCGGAUAUUAUUCAUGCGACUCUCCGUGACCUCCAACCUAUGCAAGUCUUGCCAUUGCUCAAAAUCAUCGAAUCUCGUUUGAAGACUAGAAAAGCGGCUGACAUUCGCCCAACAAUCCGAUGGGCUCAGGUCGCCUUCUCAAUCCAUAUGCCGUAUCUGAGCUCUCUGCCAAAUUUGGAAAAGGAAAUCGGCGGACUCAUCGGAUGGCUGCGCUCUCGUGUCGGUCAUCAUCGCGAGCUGCUGGCGCUGCACGGAAAAAUAUCGACGAUCGCCGAUUUGAUCAAGAGACGCACGAAUAAUGUGGUCAUUGUGCAGCAGCCGUUGGUUGUAUUCAAUAAUGACGUCGACUCGGAUUCUGAAGAAUUUGACACAAUCGGUUCGGAGGACGAUGGUGAGAGCAGUGAGGACGAUUGGUGGGAGGAUAACGAGUUGAAGGAUGAGGAUGGAGAAAUGCAGGACGACGAUGAUGACGAUGACGAUGGAAAUUCAGAUGAGAGUGAAAUGGAUGCGGAUAGUGAUGAUGGAAGUGGUAAUGGAUCUGGAUCGGAGAACGACGACGAUGACGAGGACAUGGAGGUCGGCUAA
This is a messenger RNA of Caenorhabditis briggsae, 900 nucleotides long. The transcript has 6 exons. Gene Ontology annotation, cellular component: nucleolus. The record is from RefSeq and is a predicted model, not a curated record. NCBI's taxonomy places the organism in Eukaryota, Metazoa, Nematoda, Chromadorea, Rhabditida, Rhabditidae. The coding region runs from base 1 to 900 and encodes 299 amino acids. Gene Ontology annotation, biological process: maturation of SSU-rRNA from tricistronic rRNA transcript (SSU-rRNA, 5.8S rRNA, LSU-rRNA).